GAUGGAAGUUUGAAACAUAGAGGGGUGAAAAGUUUUAAAUUUUGUUUUCCUGGACAUAACAUAAUAAAUAUUUUUCUAAUUUAGGCUUCUUACAGAAUUAAAAAAUAAACAGCAACAAAAUGGAACAAGGACAAACUGGAUAUGGAGGUGUUGAAGGACCUGAUGCCAUGUAUGUAAAGUUAAUUUCUUCAGAUGGUCAUGAGUUUAUUGUUAAACGUGAGCACGCAUUGACAUCAGGAACGAUCAAAGCUAUGUUAAGUGGACCAGGACAAUUCGCCGAAAAUGAAGCAAAUGAAGUAAAUUUUAGAGAAAUACCAUCCCAUGUUCUUCAAAAAGUUUGUAUGUACUUCACUUAUAAAGUUCGAUAUACAAAUAGCUCAACUGAAAUUCCUGAGUUUCCAAUUGCUCCUGAAAUAGCAUUGGAGCUCUUGAUGGCUGCAAACUUCUUAGACUGUUAAAUCGAAUAGACUUUGUCACUUCAAUUCUUCUAAGCUUAGCCUUCUUCAACACUUUGUUUGAUGUUUCGCUGCUUUCUCAAUAAUCAACUCAACAAAAUAAUGGUUUUCUUCAUUUGAUUAUGUAUUUAAUGUUGUAAAGCAAAAUUGUCAAAGAUUAUAAUUUAUUAAUUUUGAUUUUACAUUAUUAAAAUGAAAUUUUUAAAAACAUUGUUUCAAUAAAUUAAAUCAUCCUUUGAUAUAAAUUAACGAAUUUAAAGCUUAAACGCGUGAUAAUUGUAAUAACAUUGAUAAAGUUUCAGAGAGUUUCCUAAUAGUCCACAUUGAGCAACA
Molecule: messenger RNA, 788 nt
Organism: Clunio marinus
Lineage: Eukaryota; Metazoa; Arthropoda; Insecta; Diptera; Chironomidae
Source: the annotation of a GenBank genome assembly